CAGUCUGCGAGAGAAAAGGAACAACUAACACAGAAGAUCAUCUACCUUGAAACAGAGAUUAACGGUUAGUUUUAUGUGGUCACGCAUGCAUGAAAAGAAAAGUGCGCGCGGAUUACAAGGAGUUACCGAUGCUCCACUGAUAAUAAGUCGUUUACCCCCUCCCCCCUCCCUACUGCUUCUCGUUCCGUCAUAAAAAGUUCCGUUUCUUGUGUUUUCCCAGUUUACCUUAUCACUCAAACCUUGAAUUUGUUCAAUCUAAUAUUCUAAGUACUUAAAAUAUUCAUUUGUUUUUUAACAGCUAAAGAGAAGGAGAUCGCCUUUCUUAAACAAACUCUCUUUGGGACAGACAAAGACAUUGCUGAUCUCAAAGGAAAACUGUCCCAGCUAAAACAAACUGUGCAAAGAACUCAAUCUGAUUUUGUUAAGCAAAUGGCAUCAAUAGACAAAAAGCUACAGGAGGCAAAGAAGAACAUUGCCGAGCUCGAGGGGGGCUUUAAUUUUACUGUCCAGAAGAAUAAAACGGAAGUAGAAGAGUCCCGGAGCAAACCACAAAUAUUUAAUGGUGAGUAUGUAAAUUGGGAUGGCGUCGUAUCAACUGAGUGGUGACAACGCGGUUAAUACGACUGCCUUGUUUUUAUGAACUCAUUUUGUGUUCCAUGGAAGCGUAAUGGGACGUAGUUGGAGAGGAAAGAGGGGUCUGCAUCAUCUUUCACUAAAAAUAAAUAUUUUUAUUUCAUUAAAUGUUCUUCCAUGCACUUUUAUUUUUAUUUCUGCUUCUUUUUUUUUUUUUUCUAAACUAGGCAAAGCUUACUUUGACCUUCAACAAUCAUGGUUUGACACUCCAUCCAACAACGGUGGAUGUUUCAGAUUUGAAAACUUUCCAGUUAGCGCAAAAGAUCUUGAAACCAUAAGGAAUGUUAAAUCCACUUCAAGGGCCUUCACUGAGCAAGCUAAAGGUAUGAAGAAGAAAACUUGUAAAUUACCAUUCCUCUACAGUCCACACCCGUGCGAAAGCAGUGCAGUCUUAAGAGUCAGAAAACAGUUAGAUACUCAGAAUUGAUAACAUGUUCUUCCAUCUAUCGGCUUUGAUUUUUUAAUCAUCUUUUAUUUAGGCAAAGGUUAUUUGGACCUUCAACCAUCAUGGUUUGACACUUUAUCAAAAAACGUUGGAUGUCUUCAGGUUGAAAACGUUCCACUUAAAGCAAGAGAUCUUGAAGCCAUGAAGAAAGGUAUGUAGAAGGAAACUUUAAUUCUACAUAGGUGAUAGUCCACAUCUGUGCGAAGUAGUGUCUUCUGAGCGUGAAGAACCUAUUAAGCCAAUUAGAAUUGUCAAUGUACCCUUCAGCUUUAGUACUUUUGCAAUGUACUGGCCUGACUCAAAUUCAGUGAACAACUUCAUGAGGUGUUACAUCAUACAAAAAUAACACAGAUUCCUCUGGUAUUAUGGUGAACUUAUUUUCCAAGAAAGCUAAAGACGUAAAAACGAACGCAUAUCCCUGCUUCCAACUUUGUUCAAGCUCAAACUGUGAUGAUUUCUGCUGCAUUCAAGACUCGUGACUUACCCACUCAGAUCAAUCAUUUUUCAGAGGAGGUAGCUUUAAUUGAAGAGUUAGCUUGUUCUUUUAUCGAAUGCUCAAGGUCACGGUUUUUGCGGCGGUUUAGAAAAAGUGUUUCGCUGAAAUUAAUUCACUUUUGGUUCGGUAAGCUAAAAUCCUAGGUAUCUUUAUGUGGAAACGAAAUUCUCCACAUUGCAAUCAUAAAACAAAACUUAAUUUAUUUUAUAUCGAGGCAAAGAUUAUUUUGACCUUCAACCGUCAUGGUUUGACUCUCUAUCCCAAAACGCUGGAUGUCUUGAAGUUGAAAACGUUCCAGUUAAAGGAAAAGAUCUUGAAGCCAUGAAGAAUGCUAAAUCAAAUUCAAAGGCCCCCACAUCUGAG
Pocillopora meandrina is the source of this 1937-nucleotide messenger RNA. The record is from the annotation of a GenBank genome assembly. NCBI's taxonomy places the organism in Eukaryota, Metazoa, Cnidaria, Anthozoa, Scleractinia, Pocilloporidae.